AUGGAGUUGAAUAAUGACAUGGAGUCUAUUGUGGAGACCAUGAUGCAACAGCUUCUGUCUAAAGAAAUUCUUCACGAGCCUAUGAAAGAAGUUGGAGAACGAUAUCCAAAAUGGUUGGCAGACAAUAAGACUAAAUUGAGCAGCCAAGAAUAUGAACGUUAUUCCCACCAAUAUGAGCAACUGAUUUGUAUGGUUUUGGAUGUUGGGUUCAUUUGGUUUUGUGGACUGGUGCUGUUUAGUCCAUCUUGA
Molecule: messenger RNA, 249 nt
Organism: Ilex paraguariensis (yerba mate)
Lineage: Eukaryota; Viridiplantae; Streptophyta; Magnoliopsida; Aquifoliales; Aquifoliaceae
Source: the annotation of a GenBank genome assembly